AUGGGAGAGAGAAUUGAAAUGAGGUUGAAGGAGACAAAGGACUCACAAUGCAGACAUUUGUUUGGGCAAACAAAAAUUUACUACAUGCGGGGCCGCGUGGAUAAUUUCGACAUUGAAGUUGUUUCUAUUCAGGUAAUCAAAGAUGACAACAUCACAUUCGAUAAACGAGGGCGGAGGAAUGGGCAAGUGGGAGAUGAUGGUGCGGCGGGUGGUUCCCACUACUCUUGUCUUCUUCCUCGCCAACCCUCCACCACUCUUUCUCCGUUAGAGUUUCAUUCCAUUGGUCAGGGAGUCAUAACACGUGUUAGGAUCAGAUCUGAGAACGUGGGAGGUAGCAGAUCACCUCUUCCACACAAGCCCGACCAAGGGUACGAGGUUGUUUGGAUUACAUUGGAUAAAACCCUAGCCACACACAGAGUUAUACGCAAAUCGGAUCUGGACAAGGGCUCUAGAUUUGUGGCUACAAACGUUCAGAGGCAAGCACACGCCCUAAUUGGUUCGUAG
Sphenostylis stenocarpa is the source of this 504-nucleotide messenger RNA. Lineage: Eukaryota; Viridiplantae; Streptophyta; Magnoliopsida; Fabales; Fabaceae. The record is from the annotation of a GenBank genome assembly.